AUGCUUGCUGUUGAGUGGAGUGUACUGGUGCAUAUUGUUGAUUACUGUUGGAGAAUCGUUGUGCUGGUGGUUGUUGACGGGAACGGUGAGCCGGUAUGGAGUGGGUUGGUGAUGAAGAUGCGAAGGAGCGCAUCGAUAGUUGGGGUUGAUUUCUGCGACUGGGUACAGGUGGCCGAUUGUUGUGUUCGGGGCGAUUGUUGUGAUGUGAGAGAGGUUGUACGGCUUCCAGCAUUUGAGCAGUUUCUAAUAAGAGACAAAGAAAGUCGGAUGUUGAGUAAUUGA
This is a messenger RNA of Anisakis simplex (herring worm), 282 nucleotides long. The record is from the annotation of a GenBank genome assembly. NCBI's taxonomy places the organism in Eukaryota, Metazoa, Nematoda, Chromadorea, Rhabditida, Anisakidae.